Penicillium riverlandense is the source of this 1212-nucleotide messenger RNA. Its product is annotated as 4-hydroxyphenylpyruvate dioxygenase family protein. The coding region runs from base 1 to 1212 and encodes 403 amino acids. Gene Ontology annotation, biological process: L-tyrosine catabolic process. The transcript is spliced from 3 exons. NCBI's taxonomy places the organism in Eukaryota, Fungi, Ascomycota, Eurotiomycetes, Eurotiales, Aspergillaceae. The record is from RefSeq and is a predicted model, not a curated record. Gene Ontology annotation, molecular function: 4-hydroxyphenylpyruvate dioxygenase activity.
AUGCCACUGCCUCUUGUUGAUCCGGAAAUACCAGUGGGUGUCGUGAGGAAAACUCAUCCCAGCUACGCCGGAUUCCAUCAUCUUAGCUGGUACGUUGGGAAUGCUCGCCAAGCGGCAACCUACUACGUGACCCGCUUUGGCUUUGAAGUUGUUGCCUACCGUGGCCCUGAAACUGGCUCUCCUCUUCUGUCAUCAUAUGUCGUGAAGAAUGGUGGUGCUUGUCUGUCUUUCACGGCGCCUUUAGUUGGACCAUAUAAACCAUGCGACAAACCGUCCAGUGAAGAGGACUGGCCGAAGGUCAAAGAAAUUCACGACCAUUUGACCAAGCAUGGUGAUGGUGUCAAGGAUAUCGCGUUCGAGGUUGAUGAUGUGCGCGGCAUUUGGGAACAUGCAGUUGCCAAUGGAGCUACGUCUGUCCAGCAACCUACGGAAGUUGCCGAAAUAAAGAAUGGCAAGAUUAUAAGUGCCACUAUCACCACCUUCGGCGAUACUACGCACACUUUUAUCAAUCGAAGCGGGUACCAGGGAUCGUUUUUACCAGGCUACAAGAAAGUUACCGAACAUGAUCCUGUCAAUGAUAUACUACCGAAGACCGCCUAUAUUGAAAUUGAUCAUUGCGUCGGCAACCAGCCGUGGAAUGGACUCGACCAAAUUGUGCAAUACUAUGAGAAUGCUCUCAACUUCCAUCGCUACUGGAGCGUGGAUGACAAGGAUAUGUGCUCUGAUUACUCUGCCAUGCGAUCCGUAGUUGUUGCCUCUCCCGAUAAUGUGGUCAAGAUGCCGUUAAAUGAACCUGCAGAAGGACUCAAGAAGUCGCAAAUUGAGGAGUUUGUCGACUACUACAACGGCGCUGGCUGCCAACACAUUGCUUUCCGCACCCACGACAUCAUCUCGGCAGUGAAAACUCUCAGCAGUCGCGGGGUCAGCUUCCUCUCUGUUCCACCAAGCUAUUAUACAGCGAUUAAAGAGAGAUUAGCCGCCAAAGGUGUGACCAUAGCCCAAGACAUCAAUUUGCUACAGAAGUACAAUAUUCUCGUUGACUUUGACGAGGGUGGUCAUCUUCUCCAGAUCUUUGCCAAACAUGUACUUGACCGUCCCACAGUUUUUACUGAAAUCAUUCAACGGGAAAAUUUCGAUGGUUUCGGGGCUGGUAACUUCAAAAGCCUCUUUGAGGCGUUCGAAAGAGAGCAAGAGCUAAGAGGCAACCUGUGA